Callithrix jacchus (white-tufted-ear marmoset) is the source of this 6251-nucleotide messenger RNA. RefSeq names its product adenosine deaminase 2 (gene ADA2). Gene Ontology annotation, molecular function: adenosine deaminase activity. NCBI's taxonomy places the organism in Eukaryota, Metazoa, Chordata, Mammalia, Primates, Cebidae. Gene Ontology annotation, biological process: adenosine catabolic process; inosine biosynthetic process. The record is from RefSeq and is a predicted model, not a curated record.
GGAGGUUGCGGUCAGCAGAGAUCGCGCCAUUGCACUAUAGCCUGGGUAACAAGAGCGAAACUCCGUCUCAAAAAAAAAAAAAAAAAAAAUAAGAAAGAAACUCCCAGUCCUGAUGGGAUGCAGUGGUUACAUAGUCCCACCACUUUGGGAGACCGUGGCAGGUAAAUUCCCUGAGCUCGGGAGUUCGAGACCAGCCUAGGCAACAUAGCAAAACCCCCAUCUCUACAAAACCAAGUAAUUAGCCGGGUAUGGUGGUAUGCACCUGUGGUCCCAGCUACUCGGGAGGCUGAUGUGGGAGGAUCACCUGACCCUGGGAGCUCAAGGCUGUCCGCGAUGAUGCCACUGCAUUGCAGCUUGGGUGGCAGAGUGAGACCCUGUCUCUCCCUCUUUUUUUUUUUGGACGGGGUUUCACCAUGUUGGUCAGGCUGGUCUUGAACUUUCAACCUCAGGUGAUCCACCCAUCUUGGCCUGCAAAGUGCUUGGAUUACAGGCGUGAACCAGCAUGCCCGGCCGAGACUCUGUCUCAAAACUAAAAUAAAAGAAACUCCGAGUCCUAUUUUCUGUUCUGAUACAAACCAGUUGUAGUAUGACCUUAACAACUCUCUGCUCCCAAGUUCAGCUGUGGUUCCUCCCAGCUUCAAAAUUUUAUAUUUCCUGGGCUGGGUGCAGUAGCUUACGCUUGUAAUCCGAGCACUUUGGGAGGCCAAGGCGGGUGGAUCGCCUGAGACUGGGAGUCCCAGACCAGCCUGAUGAAUAUGGGGAAAACCCAUCUCUACUAAAAAUUCAAAAUGAGUAGGGUGUGGUAGUUCAUGCCUGUAAUCCCAGCUACUCAGGAGGCUGAGGCAGGACAAUUGCUUGAACCUGGGAGGCAGAGGUUGCAGUGAGCCAGGAUUGUGCCUUGUACUCCAGCCUGGGCAACAAGAGCAAAACUCUGUCUCAAAAAAAUUUUUUUGUUCUACUUCCAUGAUAUCAUAGACAGUAAAAUUGUAUAUUAUAUUGCUUUAUGUAAGUCACAUUUAUUUUAAAUACCUUCCCUAAAGAUUUAUAGUUCUCUAUUAAACUAUAGUUAGUAAUUGAGAUAAUCUAAAGUGAGUUCAGGGCAACUUUUUAUAUCACUUAGCCUUAGAUGAACGGCUAACACUAGUUUCUUGUACUUACAGAUUGUUAAAUUCUUCUUUUUUUUUUUGAGAUGGAGUCUUGCUUUGUUGCCAGGCGUCAGGCUGGAGUACAGUAGUGCAAUCUUGGCUCAUGGCAACCUCCGCCUCCUGGGUUCAGGCAAUUCUCCUGCCUCAGCCUCCGAGUAGCUGGGAUUACAAGCACGUGCCACCAUGCCCAGCUAAUUUUUUUGUAUUUUUAUUAGAGACGGGGUUUCACCUCAUUGACCAGGAUGGUCUCGAUCUCUUGACCUCAGGAUCCACCUGCCUCGGCUUCCCAAAGUGCUGGGAUUACAGGCGUGAGCCACCGCGCCCGGCCAGAUUGUUAAACUCUUAGACGUCAACUCAGUGUUCCUGAGGCAACUGCGGGUUUUGAGUUGUUUUUCUAGAUCUGGUGAUAGAUUUGUAAUAACAUUAUUAUUAGUAGUGAUCAUUUCCGAAAGCAUUAAAACUAUUAAUUUGUUUGAUCCUUGCAAUAAUCCUCUGGGAUUAGGAUUAGCAUUGAGACAAGGAUCUCUUAGCAAGGCAAUUUUACUUUCUGCAGAGAGGGUGCUUCUGUUAGCUAUCUGUAUUAAUUUCUUUUUUUGAGACAGAGUUUCGCUCUUGUUACCCAGGCUGGAGUACAAUGGCACGAUCUUGGCUCACCGCAACCUCCGCCUCCUGGGUUCAGGCAAUUCUCCUGCCUCAGCCUCCCGAGUAGCUGGGACUACAGGCACGCGUCACCAUGCCCAGCUAAUUUUUUGUAUUUUUAGUAGAGAUGGGGUUUCACCAUGUUGACCAGGAUGGUCUCCAUCUGUUGACCUCGUGAUCCACCCACCUCAGCCUCCCAAAGUGCUGGGAUUACAGGCGUGAGCCACCUCGCCCAGCAUCUGUAUUGAUUUCAGACAGAAUGAGGAGUCUCCAUUGAGAGCCUGAAUCUGGAAGGCUGACCAGAACCCCUGAGGAGCUGCAGGUGUCCCUUACCCUGAGAGGGCUUCCCUCUCUUUGAACUGGGGUGCUGCUUCUGAUCUGAUUCCAUCCUGGGCCCUUCCUUCAUGGGCAGCCUUGGUAAGGAGACUGGGAAGGUGCUCUGAGCAGGCUUUGAUGUUGCCAGCCCCGGGGGCCUGACCCUGUUCUCCAGGCACUCCUGGCUAUGACACCAGCAGGGUGAGCAGGACCUUGGAAGGCAGGGCUCCUGGCUUCUCCAGGCAUAAGCACAGGACCGCUGAGAUGGACGGCUUCAAACCACUGCCCUCUGCUCUGGUCGCGUCCAUCGUGUACCUCUGCAGACUUGAUUAAUCUGCCAGAUAUUUUCUCUUAUUUUUUUGGAGACGGAGUCUCACCCUGUCUCGCAGGCUGGAGUGCAGUGGCAUGAUAUUGGCUCACUGCAACCUCUGCUUCCCAGGUUUGAGUGAUUCUCCUGCCUCAGCCUCCCGAGUAGUUGGGAUUACAGGUGCUCACUACCACGUCCAGCUAAUUUUUGUAUUUUUCAUAGAGACGGGGUUUCACCAUGUUGGCCAGGCUGAUCUUGAACUCCCGACCUCAGGUAAUCCGCCCACCUCGGCCUUCCAAAGUGCUGGGAUUACAGGCGUGAGCCACCAUGCCCAGCCUCAGAGAUCUUCUUCUAAGCAGGGUUGUCAUUUGUUAAUUUUUUUUUAAAGAUGAUUUCUUUUUUUUUUUUUUUUUUAAGACGGGGUUUCACCAUGUUGGUCAGGCUGGUCUUGAACUCCCGACCUCAGGUGAUCCACCCGCCUUGGCCUCCAAAGUGCUUGGGUUACAAACGUGAGCCACCACACCCGGCCUAAAGGUGAUUUCUUUUGUCUCCCUUCUUUUCUGCUCCCACGGUUCCACCCACCACUCCUCCAACAUCUGUCUAUUUGCCCUUGCUGCAUGGGCCUUAGUAGGUUUUAAACUCCUUGUGGACAGUUCUCUCCUUGAAUUAAUGUUUCUUGAUGGAGCUCCUGCUCUGGUGCUGUAGGAGAGAGGGUGGGAAGAGUGAAGCUGCCCAGUCCAGCCGGUGGGUGUGGGCAGGAGACUCAGUAACGACAGGGUGGUCAGGGCCAGGACAGGACCCUUCUUCCCUGCUGUGAGCCAGCUGGAUGAAUCUAAGACAAUGCAGGUGUACGAGCUCAGUGGAGAGCAGCAUGACAUACAGUGGUCAGUGAAGGGUUACCAGGAAGUGGCUGAGAAGUUUGUGGAAACUCACCCUGAGUUUAUUGGAAUCAAAAUCAUUUAUUCGGAUCACAGAUCCAAAGAUGUGACUGUCAUCGCCGGAUCCAUCCGAACAGCCAUGGGGCUCCGGACCAAGUUCCCUACGGUGGUGGCUGGGUUUGACCUGGUGGGGCGUGAGGACACUGGCCACUCCUUGCACUACCACAACAGAGCCCUGAUGAUUCCCGCCAAGGAUGGUGUUAAGCUGCCUUACUUCUUCCACGCCGGAGAGACAGACUGGCAGGGCACUUCCAUAGACAAGAACAUUCUGGAUGCUUUGAUGCUAAACACUACCAGGAUCGGACAUGGAUUUGCUCUGAACAAACACCCCGCCCUCAGGGCUUACUCGAGGAAAAAGGACGUCCCGGUAGAAGUCUGUCCCAUCUCUAACCAGGUUCUGAAACUGGUGUCUGAUUUGAGAAACCACCCUGCAGCUACUCUGAUGGCCACUGGGCACCCCAUGGUGAUCAGCUCUGAUGACCCAGCAAUCUUUGGUGCCAAAGGCUUGUCCUACGAUUUCUAUGAGGUCUUCAUGGGCAUUGGGGGGAUGAAGGCUGACCUGAGGACCCUCAAACAGCUGGCCAUCAACUCUAUCAAGUACAGUAGCCUGUUGGAGACUGAGAAAAAUACUUUCAUGGCAGUCUGGAAGAAGAGAUGGGAUAAGUUCAUAGCGCAUGUGGCUACGGAUUAAGGAGAAACGAGCCAUCCUCCAUGAGCUGUCUUCCCGCACGCGCUGCCACCGCCACUCACCCACUCUUGAAUCAGCUCCAUGUCCCCAUCAAAUCAAUGGCCUGGGUUCCGGGUGAUGUGCCAUGAAGACGUCUUCUUCUCAGACCCUCUGCUGUCCCAGGGACAGUGAGUCCCUUGUACCUUUCCGAGGCCCCCCAGCAGGUGAUGAAGCUGCUGCCGCCACCCCCCAUAAUGUCCCCCUGGGUCUUCCCCAGCCUGUCACCCUUCCCAGGCUGCUCUACCACCUGGCUCAGUGGGCCGGAGCUGAUAGCUCUCACCGGCCUGCUGCAGAUGAGCCAGGGGGAGCCCAGGCCCAGCUCCUCCACAGCUGCCACACCCGCUGCUGGCCCCCCAGACCCUGCCUCUGACCCAGCCAGCCCCUGUGGUGGCUCCAGCAGUUCUCAUGGUGCUGACCCCUCUCUCCCACAGACCCCAGACACCCAUUGUUCAGAGCCUUCUUGGAGCAGGGCGGGAUGGCUGUGCUGACAGUAAGUGUUGGUUUGCAAAAAAAAAAAAAAAAAAAAGUGAGAAGCACUUGGCUGGCUGACCAGCUUCAUCCUCUGGAAACAUUCUCUCUCAGCUGCAGCAGCACUGACCCAGUCUGCUCUGUGUCCAUCACUCCUAGUUUCCCUACUUCAGAAUCUCCUCCUCUCUGACCUCUGUGCUGUGUCCUCAGGGCUCAGUCCUGGGCUCUCUUCUAUUCUGAUCUCUUUAUUAAAAAUAUUUUUUUGGCCGGGUGUGGUGGCUCACGCCUGUAAUCCAAGCACUUUGGAGGCCAAGGUGGGUAGAUCACCUGAAGUUGGGAGUUCAAGAUCAGCCUGACCAACAUGAUGAAACCCCAUCUUUUAAAAUUAAUUAAUUAAUCAAGAAAAAAAUUUUUUUUUCAAGAUGGAGUUUUGCUCUCGACCCCCAGGCUGGAGUGCAAUGGUGCCAUCUUGGCUCACUGCAACCUCUGCCUCCCAGGUUCAGGCGAUUCUGCCUCAGCCUCCCGAGUAGCUGGGAUUACAGGUGUGUGCCACCAUGCCCAGCUGAUUUUUGUAUUUUUAGUAGAGAAGGGGUUUCUUUUUUUUUUAUUUUUUUUAUAAAGACGGGGUUUCACCAUGUUGGUCAGGCAGGUCUUGAACUCCCGACCUCAGGUGAUCCACCUGCCUUGGCCUCCAAAGUGCUUGGUUUAUAGGUGUGAGCCACCACGCCCGGCCAAGAAGGGGUUUCAUCUUGUUGGUCAGGCUGGUCUCAAACUCCUGACCUCAGGUGAUCCAUCCGCCCUGGCUUCCAAAAGUGCUGGGAUUACAAGGGUGAGCCACCAUGCCCGGCGUGUUCUGAUCUCUUUAACUCUGUCCUCUUUAUUUCUCUUCUCUCUGUGUACUCUUUUCCUGGGUGGUCUCAUCCAUUCCCUUGCCUUUCCAUACCAUUUAUUUGUUAAUGAUUCCCACAUUUAUUUAUGUGCUUGGAAAGCUCACAGGAAUCUCUGGAACUGAGGAGGUACAAUUCCGAACCCUCAAUCUCUUCCCUUUAAACCUUUCUUUUUCUCUACUUUAAUUUUUCUAAAGAGUGUCUUGCUAUAUUGCCCAGGCUGGUCUCCAACUCCUGGUCUCAAGUGAUCCUCCUGCCUCAGUCUCCGGAAGUGCUGGGAUUACUGACAUGAGCCACCACACUCAGCCCUUUAAACCUUUCCCUGGCCUUCCCCAUAUCUGGUGAAAGACACCUCCGUCCAUUCCAGUGCUGGUGAGCCCCUGUGCCCAGCAAGCAUGUUCCUUUUCUCUUGACCUCAUGGUCUGCCCGCCUCGGCCUCCGAGAGUGCUGGUGAGCCCCUGUGCCCAGCAAGCAUGUUCCUUUUCUCUUGACCUCAUGGUCUGCCCGCCUCGCUCUCCGAGAGUGUGCUGGUGAGCCACUGUGCCCAGCAAGCAUGUUCCUUUUCCCCCUUUUGUCCUGUCACUGUCUCAGAGGUUUUCCUGUGCCUGCCCUGUUUCUCUCAGGAAGCCUUGCCCUUUUCCAUCGUGCCUCUAAUCACAAUUUAUAAUUGGACAUUUACUUCUGUGUCUACAGUCUCGCCCCGCCAGACUGCAAGCCCCCCGUGGGCAGGCACUCGUGAUUGUUUCUGAUUGUUUCACACACGCUACUAACUCAGAGCCUGAGCCCAAACCCAGUUAGUAUUCAAUAAACAAUGCAUUGCGUGAG